AUGAACGUGACAGAGAUCUACUCAGGAAUAACAAAUGAAGGAAACGCUUCUGGCAAUGCAAGCCUGGCUGUCGUGGACUUUGACUCCCCCCUAAACAAAAUCAUAAACUCCCUCGCCAUCGUCAGCCUCUUCAUCACCAUGAUAUCCCUCGGCUGUACAAUGGAGAUUUCCAAGAUUAAAGCCCACAUCUUCAAGCCAAAAGGAGCAGCCAUUGCACUGCUGGCCCAGUUCGGCAUCAUGCCCCUCACUGCUUUUGGUCUAGCCAAAGUCCUACAGAUGGGCCCCAUCAAGGCUGUGACUGUGCUCAUAUGUGGCUGCUGUCCAGGGGGAACCUUAUCAAACAUUUUUUCCCUGGCCAUUAAGGGUGACAUGAACCUCAGCAUUGUAAUGACUACUUGCUCCAGCUUUGCAGCCCUAGGUCUAAUGCCUUUGCUGCUUUACAUCUACUGCCAAGGUUUCCCCGGUCUUGAAAGUGCUGUCCCAUUCACCGGCAUCAUCACAGCUCUCGUGCUCACCAUGGUGCCUUGCGGCAUUGGCAUCAUCAUUAAUCACUACAAGCCAAACUACUCACCAAUGGUCAAAAAAGUUGGCCUCAGCAUCCUGAUAAUCUCCGGCAUCGCAAUGUUAACUCUGUCUGUCAUUGCCAUCAAAAAGAUUCUAUGGAUAGCUCUCACAGCAGAUGUUGUGGGAGUGGCUGCACUGAUGCCACUGAUUGGCUUUUUUCUGGGAUAUGUCAUGUCAGUCAUAUGUGGAUUUGAUGCUCAAUGCAGUAGGACCAUCUCCAUGGAGACAGGGUGUCAAAACAUCCAGCUGUGCUUUGCCAUCCUAAAGAUGGCCUUUUCCCCACAGGUCAUGGGACCCCUGUUUAUCUUCCCCCUGAUAUACAUCACAUUCCAGUGUGCCGAGGCCCUUCUCCUGGCCCUGUGCUUCAGAUGUUACCAAACAUUCAAGGCAACAGCUGAGGGUAAAUGUCACAGCUGCCUCUUCCUGUGA
Molecule: messenger RNA, 993 nt
Organism: Toxotes jaculatrix (banded archerfish)
Lineage: Eukaryota; Metazoa; Chordata; Actinopteri; Toxotidae
Product: sodium/bile acid cotransporter-like
Exons: 5
Coding region: 1-993 (330 amino acids)
Biological process (GO): bile acid and bile salt transport
Cellular component (GO): membrane
Molecular function (GO): bile acid:sodium symporter activity
Source: RefSeq, a predicted model, not a curated record